AGAAAAUGUUACUCCAAUUGCUACUAAACGAACAACAGUUAGUACUGGAGGAAGACGUGAUGAAUAUGAUGAUCGUCCUGUAACAGCUGCGGCUUUUGGGCGUUUAUACGGCGUAUUAGAUUUGCAUCGAGAUUCAUUGGCAAAUGCCAUGUCCGUUAGAUUUCAAGAAAUUAAUAAAAAGAUUGAUAAAUUAUGCAAAUCAACAUCAAUAAAGAAUCGCGAAUUAGAGCCGUAUUUAGAACAAAAUGCGAAUGCUGCUUGGCCAGCAGAGAUGAUAUAUGAAGAAGAAAAUUUAUUGGAAAUUUCCGCAACAAGCUAUGGUGAUUAUGGUCGUCGUUUAAUGCGAAUUAUGUUCAGUAAAGAAGAGUUGAAAUUGUCUGUAUUACCGCCAGCAAGAUCACAUUUAUCAAAAAAGCCGUUGAACGAACGAAAAUUUAGUUUUUUGAAUGGUAAGCUAAUGGUUUACUUGAUCUUUGUAAAAAUUCAUCUACUUUGUUUUCCUUUUUCUCGAAUCGUCAUCAUGUUCGAACGAUGCUAUUUAGAACAUAUCAUGUUUGAUUCGUUAUUUCUUCGUAUGCAAAAAAAACAACAGACGCUGAACCACUAUCGGCGCCAAAAUACAAGGCCGGUGGUUAUUUUUUGAAUAACUUUUGAUAGAAAUGUGAUAGGGAACAUAGACAGUCGACUACGUUGAUCAUCGUAGCAAUGCUUAUUUCCUUGCAAAAAGUAAAAUCGAUUCGGAUGUGGAGUUUUAUUGCAAAUACCGUUUUUUGGCUAUUACCAGUUACCAUUAAACACGCUAGAACUCAGUCAAAUCGCAUCAAAACUCAAAGAAAUUUCAGCAAAUACUCAAAAUAGGCCAUAGAUUGUGUCAGCUCAAAAAAGACCGGUUUGAUGGGCAGAUCAACUGAAGGUUUUCUAGAAACCUAGUUAAAAACUUCGAAUGUUUAGUAUUGGAAUAUAAGGCUUUUUCGACUUAAUCCACAAUCUAUGAUCUAUUUUGAAUGUUUUCUGAAAAUUUCAAGUGAUUUGGAUGAAGAUUGAUUGAAUUAUAAGAUUUUUCAUUUUAAGUGGUAGUACCCUAAAAGCGGUAUUUUCAAUAAAAUUUAACACCCAGAGAUAUUUUACUUUCCGCAACGAAAUAAACAUUACCACUGUGUUCAGAAUACUCGAUUACCUAUGUAUGCAGUGAUUUUGAGAUUACCAAAGUCAGAGCAAGUCCGGUUCAAGUACCUCGGCGAAAACGGAGGGCUCGCCUGAACCAUGGCUGUUAAAGAUGUCGCUUAAAUCCAGUUUUGUAGAAGACACUUUGCAAUGUCUAUCAAUGAAAAAAAUCAAUGGACUCACAUUUUAAUUUCUGAAAAUCCGAACUGAUUUCCCGGAGAUCUCCUGAAAAACCGGUUUCGGAAUUUUUUCAAAACUCGGUUUUGCUUAUGGAAAUAUAGCCUCAGAUGUCUUCUUUCGAUUACUGAAAACCGCAAGUCUCUGACUUUAUGUUAUCAAAAGUUAUUCAAAAAAUAACCACUGGCCUUGUAUUUUGGCGUCGAU
Molecule: messenger RNA, 1548 nt
Organism: Didymodactylos carnosus
Lineage: Eukaryota; Metazoa; Rotifera; Eurotatoria; Philodinida; Philodinidae
Source: the annotation of a GenBank genome assembly